CCCACCCACCCUACCCCGGCGCGAGGUAGCACGCGCGCGACAGCUGUGGCGGAGCCCUGCUGGACCUGAGCAGGCCCCACGGAAACUGCCCCGGCUCCGCUUUUGCUUCCUCCUUCCUCUCUCGGAACCCUUUUGCCUGCUCCGGCGGCGCCGGGCACGCGCUCUCCCCUCUCCUGUUGUUGCUGCCGCUGCCCCCGCCGCCGCCUGUGCUGCUUUCCUCUCUCCUCUCCCCGCCACGGGGCGGUGGCGGUUGAACCACCCCUGUGGUUGAUGAGCGACGCCGCCGCCGCCCCCGGAGGCCGCUGUUCAGGCGGUGGGGGCCGCUUCCCCGCCAGCCGCAGGCCCCGUGGGGCGGCCAGGGGCCACUGCACGCUGCGCUUAGAGGCUCGCUAGCUCCCCUCUGCUUCCGUCGGUUCCCGCUCCCCCCCCCCACACCCCGACACUUUCUCUCGUACGCUUUUCGCACUCUCUGUCCGGCGGCAGCCCCACGGGGCACGGAGCGGGAGGGGCGUGAAGGACGGCGGCGCGGCAGCCCCUUCUCGGCAUGUCCGCGGCCGCCCCGCAGCCACCACUUCGGGGUGCGGAGAAGAGCGGCAGUGGGGCCCGCUUGCCUGAAGAGACACGUCAGGAGCAGCCCCUGCUCGCUGCUUCCGGCCAAGUGACGGACGACGCCCCCCGGGAAAGCGGCUCCAGCGAGGGGGGGCAGCAGCAAGAAGACGAGGAGGAGGACGACGGCGGCGACAAGUGGCAGCGGGGGCGACCGCUGCAGCCGCCCCCGGUAGCUGAGGCCCCCCUGCCCAAGGAGAACCCCUGGACCCGCUGGAAGCCGCCGCCUCCCCCCGCCUCUGGCAGCAACAGCGGCUCCGCCGGCAGCGAGCUCACCCCGCAGGACCCGGAAUUUCUGAGUUCUGCUAAAGUCAUAAAGGCAGGAAAAUCGAAGAUAAAGAAAUCCGGCAAGGGUAAUGACUUCAGCAAUGCAGCAAAUUGGCCAACUCCAAGUGAAAUUGCAAACUGUGAAUGUAAAACUAUAAGCAACCAGAAUAAAAAAACUCCAACCAGGAAGGAGAAAGAAGAGAAGAAUGAAAGAAAGAGUAACAUCAUCAUCAAGGACAACCAGGCAGUGAAUCCAGAUAUUCCUGGAGAAAAUGUUAGUGAAGAUGAGACUCAAAUUAACAAUCAAAGGAAAAAAGUUUGGUAUUUUCCACUUGAAGGUAAUAAGCACAAAUGGGUGCCACUUCAUUUAGAUGAUGUGAAGCCAGACAGCCAAGAUAGACCGGGCUCUCGGAACAGUUCAAGAUCUCAGCCAGAAACUAGCAAGCCUCCUAACAACAGACGAAAUGAGACAAAAACUAGCUGGCGACGGGAUAGAGAAAAACGAGAUAAUCAUGAUGAAGUCUCUAGUGUGAGAAGUGAAGGCGGCACUGUUCGAGGAUUUUACAGAGGAAGAGCGAGAGGGAGAGGAAGAGGAAGAGGACGUGGAAGAGGAAACCCUCGAAGUAUGAAAAUAGAAAAUGUGAACCAUGAAUAUUCAUAUGGCUACCGAGAACAAUAUAGUGACAGGACUGAUCAGCCAUUUCAAUCAGAUCUUAAUACUAGUAUGAUGUAUUACUACGAUGAUGGAACAGGAGUGCAGAUGUAUUCUGUGGAUGAAACACUGCUUAAAGAGUACAUUAAACGCCAAAUAGAGUAUUAUUUCAGUGUAGAAAACUUGGAAAGAGACUUUUUCUUGAGAAGGAAGAUGGACCAACAAGGAUUCUUGCCUAUUUCUUUGAUUGCCAGCUUCCAUCGUGUGCAAGCUCUCACUACAAAUGUUAGUCUAAUCCUAGAGGCAUUAAAGGACAGUACUGAAGUAGAAAUUGUAGAACAGAAGAUGAGGAAAAGGGUAGAACCAGAAAAAUGGCCAGUUCCUGGGCCUUCUCCACGCAGUCUUCCACAAACUGACUUUUCUCAACUUAUUAACUGUCCAGAAUUUAUACCUGGCAAAACGUUUGGUUCACAUACUGAAUCUGCACCAAGUUCUCCAAGAAUGGGAGGUCUAAGUACUAAGAAAAGCACUGAAAUGAGUAACCUUCAAACAAUGUGUAAAGGACUAUCCACAAGCUUGCCAGAUCUAGAGUCUGAACCUUGGAUAGAAGUAAAAAAGAGGCAUCGUCCAUCUCCAGCUAAGCCAAAGGAACCUGUGCCUACACUUGAGGAAAUGUUUGGCCAGCCGCAACCACUACCUGCAGAGGAACAAGAACAGGAAGAGCUUGAUUUUUUGUUUGAUGAAGAGAUGGAACAAAUAGGACGUAAAAACACAUUCACAGAGUGGUCAGAUAGUGAUUCAGAUUAUGAAAUUGAUGAUCAGGAUUUAAAUAAGAUUCUGAUUGUAACACAGACACCACCAUAUAUGAGAAAACAUCCUGGGGGUGAUCGCACUGGCAACCAUGUGUCUCGGGCAAAAAUUACAUCAGAACUUGCCAAAGUUAUUAAUGAUGGCUUAUACUACUAUGAACAAGAUUUGUGGAUGGAGCAGAGUGAAAAUGACUGUGUUGCUAUGAAGCAAGAAGUUGAAAAUUUUAAGAAGUUAAAUUUCAUCAGUAAAGAAGAGUUUGACAAUCUUACGCCUGAGCUUAUAACAGAUCCAAAUCAGGAAGUUCCUCCAGGUCCUCCAAGAUCUCAGCAAGAUUUAACUGAAGAACUGGCUUGUAAAUUGUUUGGAAUUCAAGAAGUACCUCCAACAACAGUGGCUCGCUCACUGCCAACAGCUGUCCCUGAAUCUCCUAGAGUCCAUCCAACCAGAACACCUAAAACACCUCGUACACCAAGACUGCAAGAUCCCAACAAAACACCAAGAUUCUAUCCUGUGGUUAAAGAAGCAAGAUCCAUUGAUGUUAAGACACGAAGGAAAAGGAAAACACGGCAUAGUACAAACCCUCCACUAGAAAGUCAUGUUGGCUGGGUAAUGGAUUCCAGGGAUCACAGGCCAAGAACAUCUUCUAUAAGCAGUUCAAAUGCAUCACCAUCAGAAGGUGCUCCGCUUUCAGGAAGUUAUGGAUGUACCCCUCAUUCACUUCCCAAAUUUCAGCAUCCUUCUCAUGAGCUUCUACAGGAAAAUGGUUUUACACAGCAAGUGUAUCAUAAAUAUCGCCGCAGAUGCCUAAACGAAAGGAAGCGGUUGGGAACUGGCCAAUCUCAAGAAAUGAACACACUCUUUCGUUUCUGGUCCUUUUUCCUUAGAGACCACUUUAACAAAAAAAUGUAUGAAGAAUUCAGGCAACUUGCGCUAGAUGAUGCAAAAGAACAUUACAGAUAUGGUCUAGAAUGUUUGUUCCGAUUUUACAGCUAUGGACUGGAAAAAAAAUUCAGGCAAGAGAUCUUCAAAGAUUUCCAAGAAGAAACAAAGAGAGACUAUGAAUCUGGUCAGCUCUAUGGACUAGAAAAAUUUUGGGCUUAUCUAAAGUACUCACAAUCUAAAACUCCACCUAUUGAUCCCAAACUUCAGGAAUACCUCUGUAACUUUAAAAGAUUGGAAGACUUCAGAGUUGAUCCUCCAAUUAGUGAAGAAUCUGGGAGGAAAAGGCAUUCAACUGGUGAGGAGAGUGAUCAUCGACAUCAGUCUAAUUAUUCUUCCAAGAUCCUUGCUGGUAAUUCCACAGCUGCCUCUCAGGUGCGGGUCCCAAUAAACUUUCCCACUACAAAUACUGUACAGGAGUUGAGUAACAGCGUACAUCAGAACAAUACUGCCACAAAAUCAAGAAGUGACAUAUCUGAGCAGUAGACUUUCAUUUAGAUUGAAUCUUGAGGUCAGCUCCUAACGGCAGUAUUUUAGCUCAAGGAUCUUCAGGGAGAGCUAUUUUAAAGCUUGAUUAAAAACAAAUGUAUAGGAAAACAAAGAAUUGCAUUUGCUUUCUCACAAGAUUAAGUUCCAAAUACUUCCCCUUGAUCAAUUGUACUGAGUUUGGGGAUCAUCAAAGAGGUCCUAGGAAAAUACCUUUUGGUCUUGGUGGUGGUGUCCCUGACCUAUUGUUUACAAGAACUGCAUUCCACUACUAAAGGAAAAAAUACUUUGGGAUGCCUUACAUUUCAGCUCAUACUUCUUAAAGAAGUAAUGGUAUACUCAUGUAACUUGCAAAGCUAUUUUCAUUCACGGUUUCCAUUAUUAUUUCUACUUACAAAAGCCAAAAAGAGGAUUUAAGCUGGUAAAUGCAUCUAACAUCUUUUUGUAAUAGUACAUGCACACUCCAUGAUGUAUAGGACUGUGCACGUUUCUUGGGUGCUGGAUUCUGUUCUGUUAUUUUGCUUUCUAGUUCUUUAAUUUCAGGAUAUCUGUAAUUUUGGGGUUGAGUAUGGAGUCUUGAGAUAAGAAUCCAUUUAUUUGGUUUAAAGGGUGUUUUUUCUUUUUAUGCUGGUUCUUAUUUGUACUUCAGCAAAAGUAGAUUGCAGAGGGGAAGGGGAAUGACUGCAUUGUCAAACUUAGUAAACUUUAAAUCUACAGUUUUAAGCAGGUGGAUAAAAUGACAGAUGGUUCUCAAAUCACCCUCCAGUUAAGGAGGUACUUGUGUUUUACAUUUAAUUUCUCUUCUAUAAGUGUUGUGCUGCAAGAAGAGAUUGUUUUUAAUUUUUAACACUAAUAUUUGACACUUUUAAUUUAAAGGGGAAUUAGAAACACAUUUAGCAGUCAUUCUAUUUUUUAAAAAGUUGUGUCAGAAUGAGCUUGAAUAAAGUUUUUAAAAUUUCACAUUCUGCUAUCCAAAACCAAUUGAAUUUGGCCAAAACAUCACUUUCCUUAAAUAUUAAUUAACUUACAUUGGGAGGUGGAGGUUAACAGAAUACAUCAACUUGUCAUUUCGUAUUAGUUUGUUGUGAUUUAAAAUACUUAGAAUAAAGAAAUUGAAGGCCUCCUUCCUUAAAAUUGAAGGAGUGGUAGGAAUAGAUGAAUUUUUACUCUCUACAGCAAAACAGAUACUUAGCAGCCUUCAGGUAACUUUCUACAAGUAAAACCUAACACUGUUUGAUGCCUUAUUACUGGGAGAUAUCCUAAAUGAUCCAACAUUAGUUUUAAUGGAUUUCUAUAGCAGAUAUGGUUGAAGUCCAUUGUAUUUUUUCUGUCAGUUGCCUUGUGAAUCUGAAUAGAACAAUUAUGAAUAUGUGCAUAUUUGUAUAUGAAUAUAAAUGGACUUCCCAGUAAUUUCUACACAAAAAAUAGCCUUUUAGAACUGCUCUAUUUUGAAAAGAAACUAGGAAUUGAUGAUACAUUUUAUAUAGCAUCUUUUCAGUGUUCUUAAGUUAUACAUCUCAAACCUGUGUUCAACCUAUGCCGCCACCUCCAUGAAAAUGAUGCAAUUGUAAAUUUGGAUUUAAACUGUAUAUAAAAGAAAUAUAUUUACUUUCAUUUCUUUGAAUGAAAUGUGUGCAUAUUUAGCUUUUAGAAUGCAUAAUUUGUGGUAUCUUUGCAGAUUUUAUAAAAAUACAAAAAAUCAAUUGUGUGUACUGUGUGGUUUAAGCAUUUUUCUUUAAUCUUUUGUAAUGACACUUAUAUUACAGUUAAUCUAAAUGCUUGGA
Molecule: messenger RNA, 5544 nt
Organism: Hemicordylus capensis (graceful crag lizard)
Lineage: Eukaryota; Metazoa; Chordata; Lepidosauria; Squamata; Cordylidae
Gene: LARP1B
Product: La ribonucleoprotein 1B
Exons: 19
Coding region: 545-3760 (1071 amino acids)
Biological process (GO): positive regulation of translation; mRNA stabilization
Cellular component (GO): cytosol; cytoplasmic stress granule
Molecular function (GO): RNA cap binding
Source: RefSeq, a predicted model, not a curated record